AUGGCGGAAAAUACUCCAGUUAUGGACGUCAAGUCCAAGGCUGCGCCAACAGUCGAUCCUGAUAUCGCUGUUGAGCCUGGCGACAUGGAGCUACUCGCGACGCUGGGGUACAAGCAAGAGCUUCGGCGACACUACUCCACUACCCAGAUCUUCGCGGUUGCGUUCAGCAUUAUGGGAUUGUUACCCUCCAUUGCAUCUACCUUGUCGUUCUCGUUGCCUGCGGGCCCAGUGGGCAUGGUCUGGGUAAACUAUUUCCAUGAGUUGCAGUGCGGAAUUUGA
Aspergillus pseudoviridinutans is the source of this 279-nucleotide messenger RNA. Its product is annotated as GABA-specific high-affinity permease. The transcript has 2 exons. Bases 1 to 279 code for a protein of 92 amino acids. The record is from RefSeq and is a predicted model, not a curated record. NCBI's taxonomy places the organism in Eukaryota, Fungi, Ascomycota, Eurotiomycetes, Eurotiales, Aspergillaceae.